Apaloderma vittatum (bar-tailed trogon) is the source of this 1043-nucleotide messenger RNA. RefSeq names its product dehydrogenase/reductase (SDR family) member 7C (gene DHRS7C). The transcript is spliced from 7 exons. Gene Ontology annotation, biological process: regulation of release of sequestered calcium ion into cytosol by sarcoplasmic reticulum. The coding region runs from base 1 to 939 and encodes 312 amino acids. Gene Ontology annotation, cellular component: sarcoplasmic reticulum membrane. Gene Ontology annotation, molecular function: all-trans-retinol dehydrogenase (NAD+) activity. Lineage: Eukaryota; Metazoa; Chordata; Aves; Trogoniformes; Trogonidae. The record is from RefSeq and is a predicted model, not a curated record.
AUGGGUAUUCUUGCUGUACUUGCUCUACCAUUGCUUCUCUUAGGAAUCAGUGGAAUUAUUUAUAUUUACCAGUCACUCAGGUGGCUAUUGUCCAAGUCAGCUGUGCAGAACAAGGUGGUGGUGAUCACAGAUGCCAUCUCUGGACUGGGCAAGGAAUGUUCUCGGGUGUUUCACACAGGAGGAGCAAGGCUUGUGUUGUGUGGCAGGACAUGGGAAAAGUUAGAAGCCUUGUAUGAUGCUUUAAUUAGUGUGGCAGACCCCAAGAAAGAGACGUAUGCACCGAAGCUCAUACUUCUGGAUAUCUCAGACAUAAACUGCAUUCGAGAUGUCGCUAAGGAAAUCCUGAAUUGCUAUGGCUGUGUGGAUAUACUGAUCAACAACGCAAGUAUGAAGGUGAAAGGAGCAGUGCAGAGCAUUUCAUUGGAACUUGAUAAAAAGAUAAUGGAUGCCAACUACUUUGGACCUAUAACAUUAACCAAAGCCAUUCUUCCCAACAUGAUCUCAAGAAGAACUGGCCACAUUGUUCUAAUUAAUAGUAUCCAAGGCAAAAUAGGAAUCCCAUUUCGUGCAGCUUAUGCUGCUUCUAAGCAUGCUGCUGUAGGCUUUUUUGAUUGUCUUAGAGCAGAAAUGGAAGAAUUUGAUAUUUCUGUGAGCAGUGUGAAUCCAACCUUCAUCUGUUCAUACCAUCGUCAACCAGCACCUGGCAACUGGGAGGCAUCUAUAUGGAAAUUCUUUUUCAGAAAGGUGGCAUAUGGUGUGCACCCGGUGGAGGUGGCAGAGGAAGUCUUGCGCACAGUGAGCAGUAAGAAGCAGGAGGUACUCAUGGCCAACCCUAUCCCAAGAGCAGCAGUUUACAUUCGCACCUUCUUCCCUGAGUUGUUUUUUGCCAUUGUUGCCUCAGGGAUUAGGGAAAAGCUGAAGACAGAGGAGCAAAAUUGAUUUUGUUCAGUACUUUUCCAUGCUUUUGACCUAAAAAACUCUUAUGUUUCAAAUGUCAAUGAUUUCUUCUUCUCACUAUGGGUGGAAUAAAGUAAGAGGCUUUA